AUGACCACCUCCGAUGGAUGGACAACUUUAUCUUUACAUGAUGUUGACCACCAAACUGAUGCUCUCCUUGGACCCAUGACACAAGAUAUUUAUGCCUUGGAAACCUCCCGAAACGAACUCAGUGUGCCUCGCCCGGUCGUCAGUGCGCUCAAUCUAGCCAGAGCUAUAAUGGGACAGUGUAUGGUGAAACGGCAGGCACGCGGGAAGGGUCUCGUUAGGGCCCUAGUGAAGCCUGAUGUUCGUGAUAACGCCCUGUUCUGUGCAGAUGCAAUCACCAGAGUCCAGAAAUUUGACAGCCUUAUGGAUACGAUACACUUGCCACUGUUCGAACGGGCUUUGUCCGUGAUAGCAUGUAUUCAUGCUGAGGUAGACUCAUUAGUCCAGCUGUCCUUACCUGUCCAGUCAAUGCUAAUAAAGAAAGAGACGAGAGAUCUUGAUUCUCGCUUCACAAAGAAUCCAGAAGUGCCGAACGCUCUUGUAUUCACCUAUUCUGGCGGAGUCGGUAUGACUAUCCUUCUACCCCUCAAGUCAGGGCCCCUUUGUUACCUUUUUCAUGCGGCCCACAAUGGGGAAUACACCUGUGCGAUCUCGAACAACGCUCUUGUACAACUGGUGUGGUUCGAGCAGUUCCGCAGAGGAUCCAGACGCGAUGCAGGCACCCCGUUUCUUGCGUACAUACUGCAGCACAAGGUAUGCUCUCGAGGGGAUUUCCGCACAAAAGACGCCGACGCGGAAACCCAGAGACUCCUGGAUAUCAGUUUAGACAUCUUGGACUCAGAGAAGGAGUUGGAGAAGUGGCGGCCUGUGCACGAAGGAUAUUGUCGGUUGGAUCAGCCGGAAUGUCAGCAGUGUCGGCGGAUUUUUUUGCGGUUGCCGCCUCUACCAAAUCGAAAUCGACCUCUUCCGGAGGUUCCAAGUAGUGCUUCGUGUUCCAGUGGUACUGGAGAGACGUGCGUGAGAACUCCCGCGCCUAAGCGAGAAAAUUCGGUGUCUGUUGAUCGAGUUAGCCAGGAGAAGAUGGCGUGGGUGAAAUCGUGGAGAAAGAAGACUUUUCAGAUUUUGAAGUCUGCUGCAGAGAGAGAAGGCUAUUGGCACGAACUUGAUCCGGGGAGCGAUUCGGAUUGA
This is a messenger RNA of Guyanagaster necrorhizus, 1125 nucleotides long. RefSeq lists its product as uncharacterized. The transcript has 3 exons. Lineage: Eukaryota; Fungi; Basidiomycota; Agaricomycetes; Agaricales; Physalacriaceae. The coding region runs from base 1 to 1125 and encodes 374 amino acids. The record is from RefSeq and is a predicted model, not a curated record.